UAUAAAUAUGAGGAGAAAUAAAGUUUAGUCUUAGUUAGAAACAAGAAAAAGAAAAUGGGAGAGGAAUUUGUGAGUGACAAAGAAAUGAAAUGCCUUUCACUUCUUCCUCGCUGGUAUUCAGAUGUGAGCUCUAUGUGGCCUGGAGAAAUGAUCUCACAUAAGAUAGAAAAGAUGUUAUUCAAGGGGAAAUCAAAGUACCAGGAUAUUAUGCUCUUUCAGUCAUCAACUUAUGGAAAAGUUAUAGUUUUGGAUGAGAUAAUUCAACAUACAGAGAGGGGUGUAUGUGCUUAUGUUGAAAUGAUUGUCCAUCUCCCACUUGCUUCUAUUCCUAACCCAAAGAAGGUUCUGAUUAUUGGAGGAGGAAUGGGUUUUAUUUUGAGGGAAGUCUUACGUUAUUCAUCUGUUGAGAAAGUUGACUUGGUCGAGAUUGAUGAGAUGGUUAUUGAUGUUUCAAGGAAAUAUCUUCCUGAAAUAGCUAAGGGAUACGAGGAUCCACGUGCAACACUUUAUAUAGAAGAAGGAAAUGCAUUUGUGAAGAAUGCUGCUCCGGGAACAUAUGAUGCCAUUAUAGUAGAUUGUUCUGAUCUUUAUGGACCAUCACAAUUUUUCUUUGAAAAGCCCUUCUUUGAAGCAGUUUCAAAAGCCUUAAGGCCAGGAGGAGUUUAUAUAACUCAAGGUGAAAGUGCAUGGAUUUUCUUGGAUGUUAUCAAAAAACUUGUUGAGGAUUGCAACAAAUUCUUCAAAGGCUCUGUCAACUAUGCAUGGACUAAUGUUCCUUCCUUCCCAAGUGGGGCUAUUGGUUUUGUUAUUUGCUCUACUGAAAGGCCUCCAGUUGAUUUCAUAAAUCCUAUAAACAAAGUUGAUGUAGAUAUCAUCUCUACAAAUUCUGAAUCACCUUUGAAGUACUAUAACUCAAAGGUUCAUGCUGCUGCUUUUGCUUUGCCAACUUUUGCUGAAAAUGUGCUUUGCCCUAAAAAGUGAUUCUUGUUGGAAGAUGUACGAAUUUCAAGUAUCUAUUUGAUGUUUAAAUAAAAUUG
Messenger RNA from Solanum stenotomum, 1037 nucleotides. Its product is annotated as spermidine synthase 1-like. Gene Ontology annotation, molecular function: spermidine synthase activity. Bases 55 to 981 code for a protein of 308 amino acids. Gene Ontology annotation, cellular component: cytosol. The transcript has 9 exons. Gene Ontology annotation, biological process: spermidine biosynthetic process. The record is from RefSeq and is a predicted model, not a curated record. NCBI's taxonomy places the organism in Eukaryota, Viridiplantae, Streptophyta, Magnoliopsida, Solanales, Solanaceae.